Molecule: messenger RNA, 1503 nt
Organism: Owenia fusiformis
Lineage: Eukaryota; Metazoa; Annelida; Polychaeta; Sabellida; Oweniidae
Source: the annotation of a GenBank genome assembly
UUGAGCCCGGUUUACGACGUUUUCGUAGGACUGGCAAGAACGGUUACGUAUGGUACAAUAUGGGUUGCAUUGACUAGUUUAGAAUCCAGCAUUAACGAUGAUCGAGGGAUUAAAGGUAGUCUACAAGUCAAGCAUAACCCAGCUAUAAGUCAAGGGAUUAAGGAGAAUCAAGAGAUUAAAGGUGAUCACGGGAUCAAAUAUAAUCAGCAGAUUGAAAAUUAUCCAGGGAUCAAAGAAGAUCAUGGAAUUGACAUUUUCCAGAGGAUUAAAAAACAUCCGAGGAUUAUAAAGUACAAUUUAACGAGAGAAACAAAAGACAGAAUACCAAUAUCCAAGGUGCUCCAAACAAACUGUAGUGCGAUUUUCAUGAAUAAAUCUGAAGUGAUUGAAAAUGCUCAAAACUAUAUGGACAUCGCUCGAAAAAUUUCUCAUAUCCCUUCAGAUUACAUAAAACUUUGUGAAGACUGCGAAAAGUUCCACGAAACACGUAAAUACAUUUUGAAUCCUGUAAACUCGGCAGAAUAUGAUUUUCCAUUGGCUUUUGAUGUUCUACUUUACAAAGAUGUGGAGCAAUUUGAACGACUUCUCCACGCUAUAUACCGACCAUGGAAUUACUAUUGCAUCCACGUUGAUGCGAAAACUGAUCCAGAAAUAUUUGAAGCUGUUAAAUCAAUUGUAGACUGUUUAGUAAACGUUUUCAUAUCGUCAAGGAGGGUAGAUGUACAGUGGGGGGAUUUCAGUGUGCUUGAACCAAAUCUGAUAUGUAUGCAAGACUUGUGGAAAUACAAGAAAUGGAAAUAUUAUAUAAAUCUAACUGGUCAAGAAUUACCAUUGAGAUCUAAUUUGGAAUUAGUGGGGAUAUUACGAGGGUUUAAUGGUGCGAAUAAUGUCAGAGGAUCAUCAAUUUGGUCAAAAGGUGAUCACGAACGAUGGAAAUGGAAAGCAGCCCCAAUUCCAUACAAUCUGACACUUUAUAAGGGGGAGAUCCAUAUUGCAGCAUCUAGAGCAUUUGUGGACUAUGUAUUACAUAAUGAAGUGUCCCAUGCACUGAUAGAGUGGCUAAAGGAUACAGGACAUCCUGAUGAGACAUUCUUCCCAACUCUCAACCACAAUCCACAAGUUGGAGUUCCAGGAUCAGUUAUAGGAGUUCCUGAAACAAACAGAGAAACAUACUUAUUGCGUUACAAACAUUGGAUAACAAGUGAAUGGUACCCAGGCAUGAAAUGUCACGGGAAAUAUGCCCGCAAUAUUUGUAUCCCGGGGCUGAGAAAUCUCCAUGAUAUAGUGAAUGCCCAUCAAUUCUUCCUCAACAAACUAGAGCUGAAUUUUCAACCAUUUGUCAUGGACUGUCUAGAAGAAUGGUAUUUUGAAAAAGUUCACACGGAGUAUCAGACUGGAUAUGCUCAAAUUGAUUUAACUUAUUAUGCACAGUUUCCAUUUGUUAAAAAUCAUGUUUAAUUUACUCAUUUAUACUCACUUAAUUAGUUGUCAUUAAUUUAGUAC